AUGUUGCGGGAGAAGGCUGCUGCGCUCUUUGCGCUUAUUGGAGCAGGUGCGCUGCUCGUAGCGCAGAGCGGAGCCCCGCAGGACGCAGCCGACACCAGCUGGCACCGCAUCAAUCAGGGUCCAAUGAGACUGAGCAUCACAACAGAGCGCGCUGUGGUGGUCAUUAUCGCAGCACUUGCCCUCCUCGUCCUGAGCUGGCUGUACCGACUUCUCUUUUGUCCCCUGUUGCUGCUCCGAACCCCGGAUGACAUGGGCUACGUCGCCGAAGACGGUCGCACCAAGGCGCAGGCAGCAAACCAGGUCCGCCGGAGGAGGAAAGUCGGGGAGCUGCCCCCCAUUUACCCCAACGGCUGGUACCGAGUGCUGGACUCCCACAUGCUGAAGAACGGCGAUGUUAAAAAUGUGUCCGUCCUAGGUGAACAGGUGGCAGUGUUUCGGGGCCAGGAUGGAAAGGCCUACGUACUGGAUGCCUACUGCCCUCAUCUCGGUGCCAAUCUGGCCGUUGGAGGGCAAGUGUCUGGAAACUGCCUAGAAUGCCCAUUUCAUGGAUGGCAGUUUCGUGGGAACGAUGGAAAGUGUGUGAAGAUUCCCUAUGCAGAAAAAGUGCCAGAGUUUGUCAGUGUUCAGCACUGGCGCAGCUGCGAGGUCAACCAGCAGAUCCUGAUUUGGUUUCAUUGUGAUGGAGAUAAACCGCAUUGGACCGUUCCAGAGCAGCAGGAGAUCACUAACGGGCAGUGGGUUUACCGGGGAAGAACAGAACAUUUUAUCAAUGCCCACAUAGAGGAAAUUCCUGAAAAUGCAGCAGACAUAGCUCAUCUGAACUACCUCCACACUCCAGGGAUUGCCAGCGGCGUAGAUCUGCGCUACACGCACAGCAAAACCUGGGAAUUUAUGCGUCAUAACUGGAAGGUUCAGUGGGAACCAGAGCCCGAGCCCAACGAGCAUUGUUCUCAAAUGGUCCUGAAACAUGCACUCACUGUAUUUGGAUGGCAUUGGCCUCUGCUGGAUCUACAUGUUGUGGCCAGACAGGUGGGUCCUGGACUGGUGUUUCUCCAGUUUAACCACAGCUUCUUGGGCCAGGGUAUGAUCAUGCAAAGUGUGACACCCGUGGAGCCUCUUUUGCAGUGUGUAUCUCACAGCAUAUUCUAUCAGUCCAACACGCCAGCGGUGGUGCCCAAAUUCCUACUGAAAGCUGAGUGCAUUCAGUUUGAACGGGAUGUGAUGAUCUGGAACUAUAAGAAGUACAACUCCAAGCCUGUCCUCACCAAGGAGGACUCUGCCAUCCGGAAGCACAGACGCUGGUACAGUCAGUUCUACAGUGAGAACAGCCCACGCCUGCAGUACCAGCGUGAUACUUUAGACUUCUGACCUCCUGGACAUUCUGGAGGCCUGCUCAGCUGAGAAUACGUCAGGCCAGGAUCAACAAAUCAUCCCAGAAGAGAGCCAUCAAGUGCUUUUUACUGUAUGUCACAUCUUAAAUGCAGAGGUGUCAAGUAACGAAGUACAAAUACUUUGUUACUUUACUUAAGUAGAAAUUUUGGUUAUCUAUACUUCACUGGAGUAAUUAUUUU
Messenger RNA from Cololabis saira (Pacific saury), 1571 nucleotides. Its product is annotated as cholesterol 7-desaturase nvd. The transcript has 7 exons. Bases 1 to 1368 code for a protein of 455 amino acids. Gene Ontology annotation, biological process: chlorophyll biosynthetic process; cholesterol metabolic process. The record is from RefSeq and is a predicted model, not a curated record. Gene Ontology annotation, cellular component: chloroplast. Lineage: Eukaryota; Metazoa; Chordata; Actinopteri; Beloniformes; Belonidae. Gene Ontology annotation, molecular function: 2 iron, 2 sulfur cluster binding; chlorophyllide a oxygenase activity.